This is a messenger RNA of Mytilus californianus (California mussel), 1470 nucleotides long. RefSeq names its product ankyrin repeat domain-containing protein 50-like. NCBI's taxonomy places the organism in Eukaryota, Metazoa, Mollusca, Bivalvia, Mytilida, Mytilidae. The record is from RefSeq and is a predicted model, not a curated record. Gene Ontology annotation, molecular function: protein binding. Bases 1 to 1470 code for a protein of 489 amino acids. The transcript has a single exon.
AUGAUUGCUUGUAAAUAUGGUCAUACUGAAAUAGCGAAGAUGUUGUUAGACAGGGGAUCAGAUUGUAAUAAAUGUGACUCGUUUGGUCAAUCAAUGAUCAUGCAGGCUUGUAAACAUGGUCAUACAGAAAUAGUAAAAAUGUUAUUAGACAGAGGAGCAGACUGUAAUAAAUGUGAUGUUAAUGGUAAGUCACCUGUAAUGAAGGCUUGUGAAGAUGGUCAUACAGAAAUAGUAAAGAUAUUAUUAGACAAAGGGACAGACUGUAAUAAAUGUGAUCAAAAUGGCCAGUCAGCUGUAAUGAAGGCUUGCAAACAUGGUCAUACAGAAAUAGUAAAGAUGUUGUUAGACAGAGGAGCAGACUGUAAUAAAUGUGACAGGAGGGACCAAUCACCUGUAAUGACGGCUUGUGAAAAUGGUCAUACAGAAAUAGUAAUGAUGUUAUUAGACAAAGGAGCAGGCUGUAAUAAAUGUGACUCGAUUGGUCAAUUCCCUAUGAUGAAGGCUUGUGAACAUGGUCAUACAGAAAUAGUGAAGAUGUUGAUAGACAGAGGAGCAGAUUGUAAUAAAUGUGACUUGGUUGGUCAAGCACCUGUAAUGAAGGCUUGUGAAGAUGGUCAUACAGAAAUAGUAAAGAUAUUAUUAGACAAAGGGACAGACUGUAAUAAAUGUGAUCAAAAUGGCCAGUCAGCUGUAAUGAAGGCUUGCAAACAUGGUCAUACAGAAAUAGUAAAGAUGUUGUUAGACAGAGGAGCAGACUGUAAUAAAUGUGACAGGAGGGACCAAUCACCUGUAAUGACGGCUUGUGAAAAUGGUCAUACAGAAAUAGUAAUGAUGUUAUUAGACAAAGGAGCAGGCUGUAAUAAAUGUGACUCGAUUGGUCAAUUCCCUAUGAUGAAGGCUUGUGAACAUGGUCAUACAGAAAUAGUGAAGAUGUUGAUAGACAGAGGAGCAGAUUGUAAUAAAUGUGACUUGGUUGGUCAAGCACCUGUAAUGAAGGCUUGUGAAAACGGUCAUACAGAAAUAGUAAAGAUGUUAUUAGACGGGGGAGUAGACUGUCAUAAAUGUGAUGGUUAUGAUCAGUCGACUGUAAUGAAGGCUUGUGGGGGAGGUCAUACAGAAGUAGUAAAGAUUUUAUGUGACAGAGGAGCAGACGUUUAUAAAUGUGACAGAUGGGGUCAAUCAACUGUAAUUAUGGCUUGUGAAUAUGGUUAUGCAGACAUAGUAAAGAUGUUAUUAAACAGAGGAAUAGACUUUAAUAAAUGUGGCUUUAGGAAUGAAUCACCUAUAAUGAAGGCUUGUGAACACGGUUAUACAGAAAUAGUAAGGAUGCUGCUAGACAGAGGAGUAGAUUUUAAUGAUUGUGAUAGGUUUGGCCAAUCUCCUGUAAUGAAGGCUUGUGAACAUGGUCAUACAGAAAUAGUAAAGAUGCUCUUAGACAAAUCCGCAGAAUAUAACAAAUGUGACAAGUAA